Terrapene triunguis (Three-toed box turtle) is the source of this 593-nucleotide messenger RNA. Its product is annotated as cytosolic phospholipase A2 gamma-like. The annotation marks the transcript as partial. Gene Ontology annotation, biological process: glycerophospholipid catabolic process. The record is from RefSeq and is a predicted model, not a curated record. Gene Ontology annotation, cellular component: nuclear envelope; nucleoplasm; cytosol. Lineage: Eukaryota; Metazoa; Chordata; Testudines; Emydidae. The transcript has 3 exons. Gene Ontology annotation, molecular function: calcium ion binding; calcium-dependent phospholipid binding.
AUCAGCUUUGCUUUGCAGUUUCUGCUCCAUAAAAGAUAAACUGUAAUUUUUCCCACAGCUGCUUGUCUAUACUAGCAAAUAUGAGAUAAGAGAAACUCUGAUUUUCAGAAGUUCCUAAAUAUGUUUUAAUACUCAGAUUUGAUAUUUUAAUUCUGGUUUGUGCCCUCUAACAGGCUCGGCAGUGGAUUUAGCUAGGAUGUUGUCUAAAACCACUUACGAUCUCUUGCACUGGAAAUGGGGAACCAUUAGUAACUUUCUUUACAAAUGCUCUGGUAUUGACACCCCUGAGCUGGUGAACGAGAAAGUCAUCUCCUUGGUUGAUGCUGGCAUAGCCAUAAACUGUGCUUACCCCCUGGUUCUCCGCCCGGACAGGAAAGUGAAACUGAUCCUCUCCUUUGACUAUGGGCCUUUCGAUCCAUUUCAGACACUCAAGCAAGCUGCCAAAUACUGUGAAGAAAACUGCAUCCCGUUUCCUAAGGUGGAUGAGAAAUUGCUCCAAGACCCAGAUAACCCAUCCGACUGCUACAUCUUCAGAGGAGAGGGUGCUCCUACCGUCAUGCAUUUCCCACUUUUCAACAAAGUGAAUUGCCCAG